AUGUUUCUUCUACCCAUCGACAAUUACGCUCGCCCGGUCGCCCGAACUCCUCUUCAGAAAUCUCCCAGCGAUCCCAACACAAGCAACGGGGUGAAUGGCAAGACUGCAAUUGCGGAUGGAUUCAAGGCCGUGCCAUCUGAUAUGGACGUCCCAUCUGCUAUGGCCAUGAAUGGCAUGCUCUCCAACAGUGCCGCAGCAGCCCUGGCGAACACAUCUGCACUACAUGCCCAUAUUCAAGAGAUGACCACCAAAAGAAUAGCUACGUUGGAAUAUCUGCGGAAAGCCCACGAGGGAAGAUCCUUCUGGUUCAACACAGUGCGGUUUGCAGAAGCCGACAUUUGCAAAUUGCCCUCCUACACUGUCACAAGACUAUCUCGACGGGCUAUGAACUAUAUGCUUUUGGGAAUGUCAUUGCCCAUCAUCAUCGAUGUGCACCCGCAGUCUCAUGCCCAGAGCACAGCGUCCACGAUGACAGCAGUCGCACAAGACUAUCUAAGGAGCCUCAAUGCACUACUCACCGAAUUUGAAUCCUUCCAACAACUACAUCCUCCUGACGGAAGUACCGCAAGCUCCCUGAGUCGAGCCCGCAUUCCACAAAUGUUCAAGAGAUCAGGCACGAUAGCAAGACCUCGAAAGUCAAGUGGACCAGUCUCUGAGAUUGGUCUACCGAUGCAACCUCCCACCUCCUCACCGCCGAGCAUGCCAGAGGGUGGACAUCAUCAUGUAUCACAUCCUUCUAUAGACACCACUGCUACAGGAUUGACUUUAUCUUCCACCGCAACGACACUUGUCACUCCCUCCCCCUCCGCGCCGUUGUCCUCUGGCAAUUUCCCCAGCGCUUCGGCUUUCCCUCCUCCAGGGCCGUCCGACGCACCCAAUUCGACUUUACUCACCAAUGAAGGGCCCUACACUUAUCUUCAAACACCCCCUUUACCCUUCACCCCGGACUUCUUCACUGUUUUUGCCACACUAUGUGACGUCCUCAUCGAUACCUAUCAGCGGUUGAUGCAGAUUUUGACAGGCCCCAGUGCAUGCACGCCACUUGUGAGCGAUCUAUUUAACAAAGUGGAUGCUCGAAUAAGAAAAGUGAUGAUUUCAGCUGUUGUCAGGGAAUUUGAGAGCGCUUCACGGGAAAAUGCAAAGAGAGAGCUGAUGGGCGUGCAAAAGGUGGUUCUGGUUGGAUUGAUGGCGUAA
Molecule: messenger RNA, 1194 nt
Organism: Exophiala aquamarina CBS 119918
Lineage: Eukaryota; Fungi; Ascomycota; Eurotiomycetes; Chaetothyriales; Herpotrichiellaceae
Exons: 1
Coding region: 1-1194 (397 amino acids)
Source: RefSeq, a predicted model, not a curated record